Cydia pomonella (codling moth) is the source of this 4799-nucleotide messenger RNA. RefSeq names its product dystrophin (gene dah). The coding region runs from base 307 to 2205 and encodes 632 amino acids. Gene Ontology annotation, cellular component: plasma membrane. Gene Ontology annotation, biological process: synaptic signaling. The transcript is spliced from 11 exons. The record is from RefSeq and is a predicted model, not a curated record. NCBI's taxonomy places the organism in Eukaryota, Metazoa, Arthropoda, Insecta, Lepidoptera, Tortricidae.
UUUUGGCAACAUACUUUAAUACUUUUACUUGGCAUUUUGUUUUUUCUGCCAAUCACGAGAAAGUAUUAAAAAAUUGGAAUUCAGGUGCUACUGUGAUAGGAGCGUCUCUGUGAUUUUGAUACGAAAAUCAUUUUCAUUGGUUUAAAUUCAGUCAAUUUAAAGUUUUCUAAAAGUUUUGAAGAGGUUUUGAAUAAAUGCUGGCGGUUUGAUUUCGUCGGCAAUAUUUUGGACAGUGAAUAUUUUGACAAUGGCUAUAUUAUAUUUGUUUAGCUAAAUUAUGAACAUCCAUAACAAUUAUAAUACACAAUGGCUCUAAGCGGGUUUAGAAAGAUAGAAAAUGAAGCGGGCUACCCGUGUUAUAUUGAUGAAGCAACUGGAAGGCAGCAAAAUGACCAUCCGGAGUUCUGCAAGAUCAUGGAAUCUCUGGAAGAGUACAACGGGAUUAAAUACAGCGCGUAUCGUAUCGCCUUCAAGGUGUUUGCCCUGCAGAGACAGCUUAGGGUUCCAGCUCUACGCAUCAGUUCCGGAGUGUUCGCUCGUCACCAGCUAAGUUUAUCAGAGACCAGCUUAUCGCUGGAUACGGCAGAACUGGAGGCUGUACUGGCUGACAUAUACUUUGCUGCGGAGAAAGAAGGCCUGUUCACAGGGGAUGUUGACUUGGCAGUGGACUUGUUGAUCAAUCUGCUGCUCAAUGUGUAUGAUAAAGACAGAAAAGAGCCAAUCAGAGUGCUGGCGGCUAAGACCUUGCUUAUCAUCCUAAGUGAGGAAUCUGUGUCAGACAAAUGGGCAGCCCUAGCUAAUUGCUGCGCGGACCACAAUGGCUGCGUGUCGCCGCGGCGGCUGGCAGCCCUGUUGUCGAAUAUAGCCGCCCUGCCAGAGUUAUUGGGCGAUCCGUGCGAACAGAUACAGAGCGACAUUGACAGUUGCUUUGAUAAGAGCGCCGGCAUGCUGGGCGCGCCGGCGCGCCUCGUGGCGGCGUGGGGCGCGGGCUGCGCGCGCGCGGGCUGGCUGGGCGGCAGCGCGCGCGUGCGCGCCAGCAGGAACAGCUCCUGCGUCAGCGCCAAGUGCGCGCAGUGUCGGGCGCCGCUUAUACAGGUUCUAAAGUUCAAAUGUUCAAAAUGCUGCGAUACGUACUUCUGCGAAAAGUGCUACCUGUACGAUAAAGACUUGACAACAGUCAGUGGGCACAAGAAUAGUCAUUUAGUUCACGAGAUUAUUGAUGGAGAGACAAAACCCCAAGAAUGUAUAAGUUUCAUCAAAACAAUGAGACGCUUCUUCUUCUGCACCAAAACGAGGAAGAAGGCCAAGAAGAAAGCCACAAAGAAAGCGACUAGCAUGACGAAAGAGAAGGAGACAGUUAAGAAAGAGAGGCCCACUAUGUUCACGUCGACUGUGGGGAAGGCGUCGGGACACGUGAAUAAUAACCCAACAAGCAUGCUGCAGGAUAUUAUAGUGCAGUUGGAAACACAGAACAAAGCUCUAGAAGAACUUUCAGCUCAGUUACAGAACGCAAAGGAUCCUGAAGAGGGGCUGCGAGUGAAGGUGGACGCUCACUGGAGCCAGAUAUCCAAGCAAAUAAACAGGCUGAAAAUAUUAAAGGAAAACCUCGCAUCCAACACAACGCUACCUACAGCAGAACCCGAACACCCUCAAGCCUUUGAUCUCUUCAGUCCCAUACUCACACUAGAACAUAGCGACAAGCGCUCCAAGCAGUCCCAGGCUCCAAGAAUACUAAGUUUAGACUCCGGGAACUUCUCAGUGAUCUCCAAACAGGAGCCGCUGGUGACAGUGUCUGGAGAUGCCUUGAAGCCGGUGAUGGUGCAUAAGUCGGACAGUAUAUCAACGGUUUCUAUGAGGGAUAUCAGCAAUUGGUAUAAUGAAACAGAGCACGCAAGCAAGCAAAUAACGCUGCCAAACCAAGCAGACUGCACGUCCCAGUCCAUCGCGGCCACGGAGCAGCAGUACGCGGCCGACAUCCGCUCCGUGGAGACCAGCAACGACAAGAUGAAGGAGCUCAACGCUGACCUGGACACGGUGCUGGACCGCCUGCAGCAGAUAUUGACUAAUAACUUCGCUAUGGAUGAGUCUUCGUUCGACAACAACCAGCUGCGUGAGACCGCGAACGAGAUGGAAGGCCUGCUCGGGACGCUCAUCCGCGGCGUGGAGCAGAGGGCGACCCUCAACGCUACUAAAGAUCUAGUCUAGUGUUAACCCUUUCAACGCCGCGCCAUUGUGAACCUUGCCGGAAUCAAAGAGAAUUUGAAAUAGAGGUGGAUUGUCAAAAAAAAAUUUGUGGCCACAGUAAAUUUACUGCCAUCUUUCGACACAUGAUUAAAACUUUUAGAACGCCAUUUGAUUUUGAUCCUUAUUUAUUCACUGAUUUGUAUUAAAUUUGUUAAAUAUCAAAAAGUGGCGCCCUCUUACCGGGCAUCAGUUAAAAGUAGUGGCGCCAUCGUUCGAAACGAUGCCACACCUUUGGUCUUUGAUCUAAUAGAUAGUGUCACAUUUAACACAAAUCUGUGAAAGAAUAAGGAUCAAAGUCAAAUGGCGUUCUAAAAGUUUUAAUCAUGUGUCGAAAGAUGGCAGUAAAUUUACUCUGGUCACAAAGUUUUCUUUGACAAUCCCCCUAUUUCAAAUUCUCCUUGCCUGAAUGCACGAAGGUUGACAUAAGGCUGUGGCUGCGCGCGUCAGCUGACGAGCGGUCAAAGUGCUAUCGGGUCCAGGAAACAGUAGAGCUGUUUUAGGCGCAUAUCACACUGGAUCCGAUUUGCACGUCGCUCCGAUGUUUGAGCGAGACAACGCUAUGCGCGUAUUACCUAUAGCGACAUCUCGCUCGCACAUCCAAUAUGCCAAGCGCCUUACCCGUUUUAUUUACCACUUGUAAGCUGUUAAUAUUUUCUUUGUGCUUUAACCAGCUGUCCGACCGACGGCAAUCAGCGAUAACCGAGCUUUUUCUACAACGACAAGUUUUUUUUAAACAUGAUUUUGGUCGGCAUUGUAAAUUUUCGGCAAUCAACGUUUUAAAAAAUGUAUAUGUUUAAUAUACAUACAUUUUGGCGUUUUAAAUGUAUAUAAUAAUGUAUGUGUGUAAUGUAUGUGUAUUUCACACAAAAUCUAAUAGUCGAUCGCUUGUCGCUUACUCGCCGCCGGUCAGGCAGUUGAAGCAUGCAACAGCAUGUUGAAUAAUGACUAUUUCUCCACAAUAAAGAGGCCUUCUUAACAUAUAUAACUGUAUAUUAUACCAUAAUUUACUCUAGUAUGAGCCAACAGACAUACCGUAAUACCACCCAACUGUAGUCUGGUACUAAGAGAAUUUGAAAUAGAGGGGGGCUGUCAAAGAAAAUUUUGUAGCCACAGUAAAUUUACUGCCAUCUUUCGACACAUUAUUAAAACUUUUAGAACGCCAUUUGACUUUGAUCCUUAUUCUAUUACUGAUAUGUGUUAAAUUGUUUAAAUAUCAAAAAGUGGCGCCAGAUCAAAGGCUUAAGGUAUGGCAGCAUCGUUUCGAGCGAUGGCGCCAUAAUCUUUAGGUAGUGCCCGGUAAGAUGGCGCCACUUUAAGAUAUUUAACAAAUUUAACACAUCAGUGUAAGAAUAAGGAUCAAAGUCAAAUGACGUUUUAAAAGUUUUAAUCAUGUGUCGAAAGAUUGCAGUAAAUUAACGUGGCUACAAAGUUUUCUUUGACAAUACACCUCCAUUUCAAAUUCUCUUUGCUAUAACUAUGGUCAAAGAGAAUUGAGUAUAGAUGCGUAUUGUCAAAGUAAAUUUUGCAGUCAACUAAAUUUACUGCCAUAUUUCGACACAGGACUAAAACUCUUAGAAUGACAUAUUGCUACUACUGACCCAUGUGUCGCCAUCUAUUCGAGCAUUUUUUUUUCUUGAUUUUUCUAGGCACGUUUUUUCUUAGACUUUAUUUAUCCACAAUUUCAGGACGUAAUUAAGUAUACCAAUAAAGUAGUACCAAUGUCCUUUUUAGUCUUUUCUGCGCUUUCUCUUACAUUUUAUAAAGUGGUUUUAGAGCAGAGGUUUAAUUAAUUAUUGUUAUUCUUUCUUUUCUUUUGUCUUAUUGCGAAUUACAUGUAUUUUGACAUGUGUAAUAUAGUGUUAAUUUUCAAUAACAAAUAAAUGAUUGAGAGUUAGACCAAGCUAAGUUGACAGACUGUGCAAGUCAAAGAUUUUAAAAGUAAACAAAUAUCAAAUAAUAAUCCGUAAAUAGACAAGAAUAUUUUGGACGAUAGUUGGAGCUGUGGACUACAUGGGUGGUUACGGUACUUUCUGUUGUGUUUGCUGUUAGACAUCGCUGGGACACGAUAGUAUGUUCGUGUCAUCCACGAUGACGCGCAGAUUUGUCAAAUCUAACCUUUAAUAACAUGACAAUACGACUCAAGGCAGGCGUCUUCGUGAAUGACACGAUCUAUAAGUUAGGUAUACUGUGAAGCUUAGUCAUACUAUUGGGAGCGUGCACGAUGGCAGCGCCGCUUAGCGUUCGCAACUACUGGGGAGCUGUCAAAUAAUGAGCUCAACAAAAUUAAAGAUUAUUCCUUAAAAAUGUUUACUAUAAUACAGUUACCAAUGUGCGGAAUCUUUCGUUUUUAAUGUGAAACACACUUGGCUUUAGCUUUACUGAAAAUAGUCAGAAUUAUCUGUGUAUUUUAUAUUAAUCGGUGAAUUUUCUUCGUCGUUGCUUCGUUACAAAUUCAAUGAAAAAAAUGUAUGUUUCAUUAUGUUUCGAUGGCCCACUUCGUGAUCGUCUCCCUGGGGAUACGUAUGAUGCUUUCAAGUAUAAAAGUUUUGCUCUUC